This is a messenger RNA of Aphidius gifuensis, 1616 nucleotides long. It is a transcript of the gene HDAC3, whose product is annotated as histone deacetylase 3. Gene Ontology annotation, molecular function: histone deacetylase activity. Lineage: Eukaryota; Metazoa; Arthropoda; Insecta; Hymenoptera; Braconidae. The record is from RefSeq and is a predicted model, not a curated record. The coding region runs from base 315 to 1616 and encodes 433 amino acids. The transcript has a single exon.
AACAUGAAGCGUCGUUUUGGUUGUCAAUUAUUUCAAUUGUUUGACACAAAAUAGUAAAUAUAUAUAAAUUAAUAUAAAACAAAGUGUUUUAUUAGAAAAAAAAUUCCAAAUGCCACAAAAUUAUUGUGUUUUAAUUGAAAAAAAAUUAAAAAAAAUUAAAUAAUAUAUUGUUGGAGCAAGUGUGUGUUUAUUGCUCUAAUAAUAACCUAAGUUGAUAUUAUUAUUAUUAUUGUUAUUAAUUGAUUAAAAUAAUAAUAAUAAUAAUAAACAAAAAAAAAAAAAGUAAUUUGUUGUAUUUAUUUAAAAUUAAAAAAAUGAGUUAUAAUAAAAAAGUAUCAUAUUUUUAUAAUCCAGACGUUGGUAAUUUUCAUUAUGGACCUGGACAUCCAAUGAAACCACAUCGUUUAUCUGUGAUACAUAGUUUAGUAUUAAACUAUGGUCUUCAUAAAAAAAUGCAAAUAUACCGGCCUUAUCGUGCAAGUACACAUGAUAUGUGUAGAUUUCAUUCAGAUGAAUAUGUUGAAUUUCUUCAACGUGUAACACCACAAAAUUUACAAGGAUAUACAAAAUAUUUAAGUCAUUUUAAUGUUGGUGAUGAUUGUCCAGUAUUUGAGGGUUUAUUUGAUUUUUGUUCAAUGUAUACUGGUGCAUCAUUAGAAGGUGCUACAAAAUUAAAUAAUAAUACAUGUGAUAUUGCAAUAAAUUGGUCUGGUGGUCUUCAUCAUGCUAAAAAAUUUGAAGCAUCUGGUUUUUGUUAUAUUAAUGAUAUUGUUAUUGCAAUAUUAGAAUUAUUAAAAUAUCAUGCACGUGUAUUAUAUAUUGAUAUUGAUGUACAUCAUGGUGAUGGUGUACAAGAAGCAUUUUAUUUAACAGAUCGUGUUAUGACUGUAUCAUUUCAUAAAUAUGGUAAUUAUUUUUUUCCUGGUACUGGUGAUAUGUAUGAAAUUGGUGCUGAAAGUGGACGUUAUUAUUCAGUAAAUGUACCACUUAAAGAAGGUAUUGAUGAUCCAUCAUAUGUACAAGUAUUUAAACCAGUUAUAUCAAAUGUUAUGGAAUUUUUUCAACCAACAGCAAUUGUAUUACAAUGUGGUGCUGAUUCAUUAGCAAAUGAUAGACUUGGUUGUUUUAGUUUAAGUACAAAAGGACAUGGUGAAUGUGUUAAAUUUGUUAGAGAUUUAAAUGUACCAUUAUUAACUGUUGGUGGUGGUGGUUAUACAUUAAGAAAUGUUGCUAGAUGUUGGACAUAUGAAACAUCAUUAUUAUUGGAUGAACAAAUUAGUAAUGAAUUACCAUAUACUGAAUAUUUAGAAUAUUUUGCACCUGAUUUUACGUUACAUCCAGAAGUUGUUACAAGACAAGAUAAUGCUAAUAGUAAACAAUAUUUAGAAGCAAUAACACGUCAUGUUUAUGAUAAUUUAAAAAUGGUACAACAUUCACCAAGUGUACAAAUGCAAGAUGUACCAUGUGAUGCAUUACCACCAGAUGAGGACAGGCAGCCAGAACCAGAUCCAGACUCGAGAAAUAAUACACAAGACACUGACAAAAUUAUUGAACCAACUAAUGAAUAUUAUUCUGGUGAUAAGGAUCAGGAUAAAAUGGAUGUUGCUGAAUCGUGA